AUGACGGACGUUCUCGGGUACAUUACCGACGUCCUUCAAAACAUUAAUGAUGGCAAUGUAGAGUAUUGCAAGAAUUUAUGUUAUAAAGGACAACAAAAUGAGCAACUUGAAAAAUUUGAUACUGUCUUGAGAAAACUAUUAGAACGACAAGUUCAUUUAGAAAAUGAGGUCGCUCGUUAUAAGUCAUUGUUAAGUGAAAAUGAUUCCAUUGUCAUAAUUAAUGAUAACAGUUCCUUACCUAUUACACCUAAUGAAGAUUUCGUUAAACAAUCAGUUCUUGAGAAUGAUUAUCCCAUUGAAACAGCAAAAUAUCAACCCAUUAAUAAUGAAGUUAUAAAUAAUCAGAACAAGACUGUUGACGAAUUUAAUCCAGAUAGUCCUCCUUGUACCCCUCCUGUUUUGGAACAUGAUCAAGUUUGUCUGGAAUGCAUUAAUCAAUGUACUAGCGUCGCAUUAGCCAUUACCAAUGGCGAUUUUAAAAAACGAGUUACUUGUCAAACCGCAUCCGGCCCAAUGCUAACGUUAAGAAAUGCGAUUAACACCAUGGUUGACAAAGUCGAUCGUGUAUCUGUUGAAUUAAUCCAUGUUACUCAUAUGAUGAUUCAUUUGAAUAUGAUGGCCAGUAACCAUUCUAAGCAAGUUAGAGAUAUUGCUGAGGUAUGUACAGCUGUCGCUCAUGGUGAUCUUAGUAAAAAGAUUACCAUUGAAGUCAAAGGAGAAACCCUUGUCCUAAAAAACACCAUUAAUACUAUGGUUGAUCAAUUAAAUUCCUUUGCAUCUGAAGUCACUCGCGUAGCUCAUGAAGUCGGCACUGAAGGUAAAUUGGGUGUACAAGCUCAAGUUCGAGACAUUGAUGGAACUUGGAAACUUUUAACCGAUAACGUCAAUACAAUGGCCGAAAACCUUACUGCUCAGGUCCGUGAUAUUGCUGAUGUGUCUAAAGCUGUCGCUAGAGGUGAUCUUAGCAAAAAGAUUACUGUUAACGUCAAGGGUGAAAUUUUGGACCUUAAAAAUACAAUUAAUACUAUGGUGGAUCAGCUGCAAACCUUUGCCACUGAAGUCACUCGAGUGUCCCUUGAAGUAGGCACAGAAGGGAAACUAGGUGGUCAAGCGAAUAUUAAAGAUGUUGGUGGUAUUUGGAAAGAUCUGACCGAUAAUGUAAAUCUCAUGGCAUCAAAUCUGACGAAUCAAGUGCGUGAUAUCGCCACAGUUUGUAAAGCUGUCGCGUGUGGUGAUCUAUCAAGAAAAGUUACUGUUCCCGUACAGGGUGAAAUUUUGGAAUUGAAAGUCACAAUUAAUACUAUGGUUGAGCAACUACGUAUGUUCGCUGCGGAAGUGACACGUGUCGCUCGUGAAGUUGGAACUGAAGGGAUGCUGGGUGGGCAAGCUGAAGUCCAGGGAGUGGACGGAACAUGGAAGAUUCUUACGGACAAUGUAAAUACAAUGGCAGCAAAUCUGACAGCGCAGGUCCGAGAUAUAGCAAAUGUAUCCAAAGCCGUAGCUCGUGGUGAUUUAAGUAAAAAAAUUACUGUUGAUGUAAAAGGAGAAAUAUUAGAUUUAAAAAAUACCAUUAAUACCAUGGUUGAUCAGUUGCAAACAUUUGCCAUUGAAGUUACACGCGUUUCCUUGGAAGUUGGAACGGAGGGUAAAUUAGGUGGUCAAGCUGUUGUCAAAGACGUUGGUGGAACAUGGAAGGAGCUUACAGACAACGUUAACAUCAUGGCCGCAAAUCUUACAACACAAGUGAGAUCGAUUGCUGAAGUGACUACAGCUGUAGCUAAAGGCGAUUUAAGCAAAAAGAUUAUUGUAGAUGUUAAGGGUGAAAUUUUAGAUUUGAAAAACACGGUUAAUUCUAUGGUGGAUCAAUUAAGAACAUUUGCAGCAGAAGUGACAAGAGUAGCAAGAGAAGUAGGUACAGAAGGUAAACUUGGAGGACAAGCUGUAGUAAAAGAUGUUGGGGGCACUUGGAAAGAACUGACGGACAAUGUUAAUACCAUGGCCGCCAAUUUAACUGCACAAGUGCGGGACAUUGCUAAUGUAUCAAAAGCAGUGGCCCGCGGUGAUCUAAGUAAAAAAAUCACAGUUGACGUAAAAGGAGAGAUAUGGGAUCUUAAAAAUACUAUAAAUACUAUGGUAGAUCAACUACAAACGUUUGCUACUGAAGUAACACGAGUAUCCUUAGAAGUGGGUACCGAAGGAAAACUUGGAGGGCAAGCUGUAGUUAAAGAUGUACAUGGUACAUGGAAAGUUCUAACUGACAAUGUAAAUAUUAUGGCUGCUAACUUAACCACGCAAGUACGAUCCAUAGCGGAAGUCACUACGGCUGUGGCAUGUGGUGACUUAAGUAAAAAGAUUAGUGUAGACGUGAAAGGCGAAAUACUUGAAUUAAAAAAUACUGUAAAUUCAAUGGUAGAUCAACUUCGUAUGUUCGCUGCAGAAGUAACGCGUGUGGCACGUGAAGUGGGUACUGAAGGUAUUCUUGGUGUCCAAGCACACGUCAAGGAUGUUGGCGGGACGUGGAAAGAACUAACAGACAACGUCAAUACAAUGGCUUCAAAUUUAACUGCACAAGUGCGUGAUAUUGCAAAUGUCUGUAAAAGCGUAGCUUGUGGUGAUCUCAGCAAGAAAGUUACUGUAAAUGUCAAAGGAGAAAUCCUGGAUUUGAAGAACACUAUAAACACUAUGGUGGACCAGUUGUCUACCUUUGCCGCCGAAGUGACGCGUGUGGCUCGUGAAGUCGGUACGGAAGGAAAAUUAGGAGUCCAAGCACAAGUAAAAGAUGUUCGAGGUACUUGGAAAGAGAUCACAUCCAACGUCAAUACUAUGGCCGCAAACUUAACUUCACAAGUCCGUGCGUUUGCUCAGAUAUCCGCUGCAGCGACAGAUGGUGAUUUCACUCAAUUUAUUACUGUUGAUGCUUCGGGUGAAAUGGAUUCUCUCAAAACAAAGAUCAACCAGAUGGUUUACAAUUUAAGGGAAAGUAUUCAAAAGAAUACUGCUGCCAGAGAAGCAGCAGAAUUGGCUAAUAGGAGCAAGAGUGAAUUUUUGGCAAACAUGUCGCAUGAGAUUCGUACACCUAUGAAUGGUAUUAUCGGGAUGACUACGUUAACCCUGGAAACCGAAUUAACAAGACAACAACGUGAAAACCUAAUGAUCGUUAGUUCUCUAGCCAAUUCAUUGCUGACCAUUAUCGACGAUAUACUAGAUAUUUCAAAGAUUGAGGCCGGACGUAUGACCAUUGAACAAAUUCCAUUUUCACUCCGGUCUGCUGUGUUUGGAGUUCUUAAAACGCUUGCCGUUAAGGCGAACCAAAAGAAAUUGGCUUUAAUUUACGAUGUCGACAAUGGUAUACCCGAUCAACUUAUUGGAGAUCCAUUACGUCUAAGACAAGUUAUAACGAACCUUAUUGGAAAUGCUAUCAAGUUCACCACCGAAGGGGAGGUUGUUCUCUCAGUACACUCUUUAUUUGUUAGUGAUCACGUUGUCUUGGAAUUUUGUGUCCGUGACACUGGUAUAGGUAUUCAGGAAGAUAAGAUUGAUAUGAUAUUCGACACUUUCUGUCAGGCUGACGGUUCAACAACAAGAAAAUAUGGUGGUACUGGUCUAGGGCUAUCAAUAUCAAAACGUCUUGUAUCAUUAAUGGGUGGUGAUUUGUGGGUUAAGAGUGUAUACGGGCACGGGUCCGAAUUCUUUUUCACGGUUAAGGUAAAUUUGGGUACAAUGAGCCGAGACCAAAUAGAUCAAAAAAUGGCUCCUUGGAAUGGUCGACAUAUUUUGUUUAUCGACACCAUGCACGAUGAAACUGGUGUCGUUGGUAUAAUUGAGGAUCUAGGUCUUCGACCAAAAAUUGCUUGUUCAGUAGAAGAAACUGCGAUAAUAACGGCAUCUCGCAAAUCAGAUACCCCUUUAUUCGAUACAGUGAUUGUUGAUGAUUUAAGUAUAGUUGAAAGGUUAAGGGAGAUUGCACAUUUAAGAUACACGCCUAUAGUUCUCUUGGCUCAAAUGAUACCUAAAUUAAACAUGAAGAAUUGUAUUGACCUUGGUAUUACAUCGUAUAGUAGCACACCAUCGAAUUUACCUGAUUUGGUGAAUGCUAUGUUACCAGCACUUGAAUCUCAUGCAGCAAUUCCAAGUGAUUUUGCAAGGCAACAACCAUUGGACAUUUUAAUGGCCGAAGACAAUAUCGUUAAUCAAAAGUUGGCGGUUAAAAUACUAGAGAAGUUUGGUCACAGAGUUGAAAUAGUGUCAAAUGGUCAAUUAGCCGUUGAGGCUUUCAAAGCUAAACGAUAUGAUCUUAUAUUGAUGGAUGUACAAAUGCCUAUAAUGGGUGGAUUCGAAGCCACACAGAAAAUACGUGAAUUUGAACAAGAAACUGGUGGUCAUGUUCCUAUAAUUGCCUUAACGGCUCAUGCAAUGAUAGGAGAUCGGGAGAAAUGCCUUUUCGCGGGAAUGGACGAAUAUGUUACAAAACCAUUAAGAAUGACUGACCUUAUUGCCACCAUAAAUAAAUUCCCAGUAAAGAGUCCCAUAGAAGAAGUACCGUUGCCUGAAGAGUCUCAAGCUAUACUCCCGAUAUAA
Messenger RNA from Funneliformis geosporum, 4578 nucleotides. The record is from the annotation of a GenBank genome assembly. Lineage: Eukaryota; Fungi; Glomeromycota; Glomeromycetes; Glomerales; Glomeraceae.